GACAGCCGUUGUAAAUGUAAACUCAAGACGACAGUAAAUACCAAAGAGAAGCAGACGGUCCGUCAGCAAUGUAUCUGUCAGACAUAGCAGAGGAGGUGUUCGCGGUUUAAAAGCUUGCAGGGGGCUAUACAUGUCCAAACACGACGCCUCACCAACAUUAAAUGGUGAAACAUUGAAAUCCAGACAGUUUCACUCUUCCACCCAGGAGACUCUUCACCACCUUGGCACUUAACAUAUGUUUUUACAUGAAGAGGGGCGAGAAACCCGAGGGAUACAGACAAAUGCGACCCAACACCUUCCCUGUGAGCAACUACAGUGGCAAUAGUCAACAAAUGCUGCAGGAGAUCCGAGAGAGCUUGCGGAACCUCUCCCGGUCAUCAGAUGUUCCCAAAACCGACGUGAGCGUCGGGAAGGGACCGCCGGAUGAUCCCAGACAACAAGGGCGCAGCAACAACCCCAGGAACCCCCAUCAUCACAGAGCACUGCAGGAGAUCCGCAGGUCACUCAUGCCAUUUGCUAAUGAAACUACCUCCAGUGGAAACAGCGCAGAUAUCAACAGACACAUGCUGCAAGAGCUGCAGGAUGCUGGCUUUGAUGAGGAGAUGGUGGUUCGUGCUCUGAAGCAGACGAACAGUCAUAGCGUGGAGGCAGCCAUAGAGUACAUCAGUAGGAUGAACUUCCAGGAGCCUGCGAGGGAGCAGAUAACAGCACGCCCUGUCAACACGGCCAUAAAACAAGCAGGUCCAUCCCAAAUCCCACAGACACUGUUGCGGCGCCAAAGCUGGAAGGGUUCAAAGGAAUCUCUGGCCCCACAGCGGCACAGUGCUCUAAUGACUGAUGGCAUGAUUUACUGUCCCAGUAGCCCUGGACCUCAAAGCGACCUCUCACGGCCUACUACCUUUCCUCAAAAUCUUGCUGCUGGAGCUAGCAGUCAACGAGUGAACCCUCCCCUCCCACGGCAGGUGCGUAGCAUCACUCCUCCUCCCUCCUCAUGGGACUCCAAUCCCGCAACCAAGCGGUAUUCUGGGAACAUGGAUUACCUGGUGCCUCGGAUCUCUCCUGUGCCUCAGGGGCCCCGACCCGAUGGCUAUAUAAACCCUCCGUCUCAGGCACAGCGAGGGAUCAGUCCAGUGCCAGUGGGUCGGCAACCCAUCAUCAUGCAAAACUCCGGGGGCAACAAGUUCACCUUCCCUCCAUCCUGGCCUCAGAAUGGCAACAUACAAAGUGAGUAUGUGGGCAUUAAUAGCAGUGGCUGGCAGCCACCACCACCUCCGUAUCCCAUGCACCAGACUAGCAGACAGAGUCCCACGGCCCAGCAGAUGCAAUCCAGCGCUCUUGCUGCACCCUCAAACGGAGCCAACAAAAGUGCCCCAAGCAUGCUGGUGCCCAACCGCAAUAGCCACAACCUUGAUAUGUACAACCUUGGGGUGGGACUUUCAAGUGAUGCACAGGAGCAGAUGCGCAUGAUGCUGUGCCAGAAAGAAUCCAACUACAUCCGCCUAAAGCGUGCCAAAAUGGACAAAUCCAUGUUUGAAAAGAUCAAGACUUUGGGAAUCGGGGCGUUUGGAGAAGUGUGUUUGGCUCGGAAAGUGGACACGGGAGCACUGUAUGCCAUGAAGACCCUCCGUAAAAAAGAUGUACUGUUGCGGAACCAGGUGGCCCAUGUGAAAGCUGAGCGGGAUAUUCUCGCUGAAGCUGAUAAUGAGUGGGUUGUAAGGUUGUACUACUCAUUUCAGGAUAAAGAUAACUUGUAUUUUGUCAUGGACUACAUCCCUGGUGGGGACAUGAUGAGUCUUUUGAUCAGAAUGGGCAUUUUCCAAGAGGACUUGGCUCAAUUUUACAUCGCCGAGCUCACCUGUGCUGUGGAAAGUGUCCACAAAAUGGGUUUUAUCCAUCGAGACAUCAAACCUGACAACAUCCUAAUUGAUCGUGAUGGACACAUUAAACUGACAGACUUUGGCCUGUGCACUGGCUUCCGAUGGACUCACGACUCCAAAUACUACCAAAGUGGUGAUCACGUGCGUCAGGACAGUAUGGACUUUAGUAAGGAAUGGGAGGAUAGUGCUAAUUGUCGCUGUGGAGACCGACUGAAGCCACUGGAGCGCAGAGCCGCUAGACAACAUCAGCGCUGCUUGGCACACUCAUUGGUGGGCACUCCCAAUUACAUCGCACCUGAGGUUCUGCUGCGCACAGGUUACACCCAGCUCUGUGAUUGGUGGAGUGUGGGUGUUAUCCUCUAUGAGAUGGUAGUCGGUCAGCCUCCUUUUCUGGCAACAACUCCUCUUGAGACCCAGAUGAAGGUGAUAAACUGGCAGACGACCCUACACAUUCCCCUGCAGGCCAAGCUGAGUCCGGAGGCCACCGACCUGAUCCUGAAGCUCUGCCGUGGCCCGGAAGACCGGCUUGGGAAAAAUGGAGCUGAUGAGAUUAAAGCCCAUCCCUUCUUCAAAAGCAUCGACUUCUCCACAGAUCUGCGGCAGCAACACUAUGCGCCUUACAUCCCCAAAAUCACACACUGCACUGACACCUCCAACUUUGACCCCGUUGACCCCGACAAACUCUGGAGCGACGACGCUGACAGCAACCACAACGACACGCUCAACCGCUGGUUCAAGAACGGCAAGCACCCGGAGCACGCCUUCUACGAGUUCACCUUCCGCCGCUUCUUCGACGAUAACGGCCACCCGUACAGCUGUCCCAAGCCCAUCGAGUGCGAGGAUUAUGACGGGGAGGAGGACGAGCCCGUCAACCCGUCGAAGGGGUUCGGGCCAGAACAGGGGCGGGAUUUAGUGUAUGUUUAGUGUGUAAUCAAAAGAAACCAACCAGAAAUAGUUUUAUAUGAGCAGAAAUAAAGCAAGCCUGUAAUGUAGGACCAUUCAUAUCAGCAUUGUGAUUAUUUUCAUGACGAGUACAUUUCAAACCUCAAUUUCUCAUUACUGUAAUGCAAAC
Sinocyclocheilus rhinocerous is the source of this 2949-nucleotide messenger RNA. RefSeq names its product serine/threonine-protein kinase LATS1-like. Gene Ontology annotation, molecular function: protein serine/threonine kinase activity; ATP binding; protein binding. The transcript has 9 exons. The record is from RefSeq and is a predicted model, not a curated record. Gene Ontology annotation, biological process: positive regulation of apoptotic process; peptidyl-serine phosphorylation; G1/S transition of mitotic cell cycle. Lineage: Eukaryota; Metazoa; Chordata; Actinopteri; Cypriniformes; Cyprinidae. Bases 246 to 2801 code for a protein of 851 amino acids.